Owenia fusiformis is the source of this 1314-nucleotide messenger RNA. The record is from the annotation of a GenBank genome assembly. NCBI's taxonomy places the organism in Eukaryota, Metazoa, Annelida, Polychaeta, Sabellida, Oweniidae.
AUGAAAAACAACGUUUUACCAAAGAGUAUGUUAGAGAACGCUCAUGGAUCUGGAAUACCUAUGUAUGAUUUAUGUGUAAUUGGGGCUGGUAUGAUAGGUUCUGCAACUGCAAAACAUGUUUCGGAAAUCAAACGGGAGAACCAGAGAAUUUGUCUCAUUGGACCCUCUGAACCAAAGGAUCGACACAACGAUACAGAGAGGGACAUCUACGGCGCGCAUUACGAUGAAGGUCGUAUUGCAAGGACAACCGAUUCCAACCCGGUUAGGGCAACGUUGGCCGAGCGCUCCAUUAAAGUCUACAGAGAACUUGAACGGCAAUCUGGUGUUCGUUUCUUCUCCGAAGUCGGAUAUGUGGCUUUGGCGAAGAAGGACAGUAUCUACAUAAAGAAAAUAAUUGCUGCAUCCGCCAAAUGUCAUUUGAACUUUGAGGUUUUGAACUCAAGGAAAGCCAAAGUAGAGUUCCCUUUCCUCAACGUAAACGAUAACGAUUCCUGUAUAAUCGAAAAGAAAACUUCUGGUCACAUCAAUCCAAGAAAUUUGAUUCAAGCUCUGCAAUUGGUUGCCAAACAAAACGGAUGUGACAUCAUUGAUGACGUUGUGAAUGGCGUACAGAGUAUUACUAGAGCCAAUUCAGAUACAUAUUCAGAAAUCACAUUGUCUUCAGGCCAGAAGCUAUUUUCUAAGAAAGUACUUCUAGCAACGGGGGCUUUUACAGCCUUCAGAAAUCUUCUACCAAGACAUCCAGAGCCGAACAUUGCGUUGAUAUCUCAGACUGUGUUAAAAGUUGAAAUCGAUGAACAUGAUGCUUACAAGCUAAGAAACAUGCCUAGUAUAUCAUAUGACCAACAAGAAGAGACGCAAUGCCUUCCAAAUAAUGUACUUAGCCAUGCAUACAUUCUCCCACCCAUUAGAUACCCGGAUGGGAAGAUCUACAUCAAAGUUGGUCAUGGAUCUGACUUUGAAAUGACUUUGACCUCCUCAAAAGAGGUCGCAGAAUGGUAUCAGGGUCAUGGUCACCCAGAUGCAAAGCAACCCCUAUUGGGCACUCUGCAACAUGUUGUUAAAGGGUUUACACCACUUUCAACAACAUGUGACACAUGUGUGACUACAAGAACGCCCACUAGUCGUCUGUACAUAGAUAUGCUAAGUCCGACGCUAGGUGUCGCUAUAGGUGGCAAUGGCUGGGCUGCCAAAUCGUGCAUAGAAAUAGGGAAGAUUGCUGCACUGAUGGUGACGUCAGAUAGUGGACACUGGACCUACGACAUUCCAAGGGAGAAUUUUAGAUUUUGUACAAAGAAGCUAUCCAAAUUAUAG